AUAAUGGCGCGCAUGAACAGACCCGCGCCGGUGGAAAUCACCUACAAGAAUAUGAGGUUCCUCAUCACCCACAACCCUACCAAUGCCACCCUCAACAAGUUCAUCGAGGAGCUGAAGAAGUAUGGCGUGACCACAGCAGUGAGGGUGUGCGAGGCCACGUACGAUGCUACAUUGGUGGUAAAAGAGGGAAUUCAAGUUCUGGACUGGCCGUUUGAUGACGGCGCUCCUCCCUCUAACCAGAUUGUGGACGACUGGCUCAACCUGCUCAAGGUCAAGUUCCGUGAGGAGCCCGGUUGCUGCAUUGCCGUGCACUGUGUGGCGGGCCUCGGCAGAGCUCCUGUCCUGGUGGCCCUCGCCCUCAUUGAAUGUGGCAUGAAAUACGAAGAUGCCGUGCAGUUCAUUCGACAGAAGCGUCGCGGAGCUUUCAACAGCAAGCAGCUCUUCUACCUGGAGAAAUAUCGUCCAAAGAUGCGUCUUCGCUUCAAAGAUUCCAACAGCCAUCGCAACAACUGCUGCAUCCAGUAG
Nerophis lumbriciformis (worm pipefish) is the source of this 525-nucleotide messenger RNA. The record is from RefSeq and is a predicted model, not a curated record. NCBI's taxonomy places the organism in Eukaryota, Metazoa, Chordata, Actinopteri, Syngnathiformes, Syngnathidae.